AGGAGCCAGACUGGUCCAAAAUCCAGAGACCUCUUCCAGUCUCAAGCUUAGCAAGGUCGUGUUAGUUUCACAGUUCUGUUGUGUAGUGUUUAUACAAUAAAAUUAAUAUAUUCACAGUCAACUUUUUAUUUUAACUUUAUCCAAUAAAUCUUAACAGACAAAAAACAUACGUGUCAUACGAAAAAAACCGGAUCAACACCGCAUCAAAAUUGCAUCAAAUAAUUUAUCGACGUGGGACUAGUUUUUGCACAAAUCUUAUAAUCAAAUAAUAUGAUAAGUAUCGACUGCACGACGCUGCUUUAUUGCGUUGCGGCGAUUGUGCUCGGCGGUGCAAUUUUGCUUUUGGUUGGCCUUCGUGUCUACGUUGUCUACACUUUGGGCGUUUGUAAGAGCAAAAACAGAAUGGACGGAAAAACAGUGAUAAUCACUGGAUGCACUUCCGGUAUCGGCAAGGAGACCGCAAGGGAUAUUGCCAAGAGAGGCGCGAGGCUCAUUAUGGCUUGCAGAAACAUGGAUACCGCUAAUCGCCUGAAAGAUGAGAUUGUGAAAGAAUCGAACAACAACAAUAUCGUAGUCCGAAAAUUGGAUUUAUCAUCGUUGCAAUCGAUCAGAGAAUUUGCGCGACAGAUUAAUCAAGAGGAAAACAAAUUGGACGUAUUGAUUCAUAAUGCUGGGACUGCGGAGGUUAUUACAAAAAAAGUCAAUGAAGACGGAGUAGAAUUAACUAUGGCUACUAAUCACUUUGGUCCCUUUUUGCUGACGCAUCUUUUAAUCGACUUAUUAAAACGAUCGAAACCAAGCCGUAUUGUAGUAGUUGCGUCAGAGCUCUAUCGAUUAGCGAGUUUAAAUCUCAACAAUCUUAAUCCUACGUCGACAUUGCCGGCUUAUCUUUAUUAUGUAUCAAAGUACGCAAAUAUAGUUUUCACAUUGGAGUUGGCGCGACGUUUGGAGGGCUCGGGAGUGACAGCAAAUUGCCUGCAUCCCGGAAUGAUCUACAGCGGAAUCUGGCGAGCCGUGCCCCCUGUGUUGUCCACGAUUUUGUACCUAUUAAGCAAGGCUUUCGGCAAAACGCCCGUGCAAGGCGCGCAGACGAGUAUUUAUGUUACGGUUUCCGACGAGCUCAACGGAGUCUCGGGAAAAUAUUUCAUGGAUUGUGCUGAAUAUGGCCUAUCGAAUGCCGUGAAAGAUCCUGCUAAGGGCAAGAAAUUAUGGGAAUUAAGCGAGCUUAUGGUGAAGUUGGAACCAUCAGAUCCAAAGAUCUAAAUACAUGCAUAUUUUCUUUUAUGAACUUUGCUAAAACUUUUGUUCUUUUGUAAUAUAUGUGAUGGUAUCUUUUGCAAUUAACAUUUAUUAAAAUUUGUUAUAAC
Formica exsecta is the source of this 1367-nucleotide messenger RNA. RefSeq names its product retinol dehydrogenase 14. The record is from RefSeq and is a predicted model, not a curated record. The transcript is spliced from 5 exons. Lineage: Eukaryota; Metazoa; Arthropoda; Insecta; Hymenoptera; Formicidae. The coding region runs from base 271 to 1263 and encodes 330 amino acids.